GGAUAGUGUAAAACCACAUUACCCAUAAAGCCCAGGUGCAUAUGUUUUCUCUUUUUCCGGAUGUAGCAUCACAUGAAUUGACUGUCAACAUGCAAGAUGGCCACGCAUCACAGGCAAAAUGCUGCUGGGCGGAGGAAAGUACAGGUGUCUUAUGUCAUUAGAGACGAGGUGGAGAAGUACAAUCGGAACGGGGUGAACGCUCUCCAGCUCGAUCCUGCGCUCAACCGGCUCUUCACUGCUGGGAGGGACUCCAUCAUCCGGAUAUGGAGCGUCUACCAGCACAAACAGGACCCAUACAUCGCAUCUAUGGAGCAUCAUACAGACUGGGUUAAUGACAUAGUCCUCUGUUGCAAUGGAAAAACAUUGAUAUCUGCCUCAUCAGAUACAACAGUCAAAGUAUGGAACGCGCAUAAAGGGUUUUGUAUGUCGACGUUACGAACUCACAAGGACUACGUGAAAGCGUUGGCCUAUGCUAAGGACAAGGAACUAGUGGCGUCUGCAGGUCUGGACCGGCAGAUCUUUCUUUGGGAUGUAAACACACUAACAGCACUCACUGCUUCCAACAACACUGUCACCACCUCAUCUCUCAGUGGGAACAAGGACUCGAUCUACAGUCUGGCUAUGAACCAGAUGGGCACAGUCAUUGUAUCUGGAUCCACAGAAAAGGUCCUCAGAGUGUGGGAUCCUCGAACAUGUGCAAAGCUGAUGAAGCUAAAAGGCCACACAGACAAUGUCAAGUCAUUGCUGCUGAACCGAGACGGCACUCAGUGUCUGUCGGGCAGCUCAGACGGGACCAUCCGCCUUUGGUCACUCGGCCAGCAGAGGUGUAUCGCCACCUACCGGGUGCACGACGAAGGCGUUUGGGCCCUGCAGGUCAAUGAGGCCUUCACGCACGUAUAUUCUGGAGGCAGAGACAAAAAGAUCUACUGCACUGACCUGCGUAACCCAGACAUCCGUGUGCUCAUUUGUGAGGAAAAGGCCCCGGUGCUCAAAAUGGAACUGGACAGAUCUGCUGACCCACCUCCAGCAAUCUGGGUCUCCACCACCAAGUCAUCCGUUAAUAAAUGGUCUCUAAAGGGAAUGCACAACUUCAGGUCAUCAGGGGAGUAUGACAAUGACUGCAGUACCCCUCUGACACCACUGUGUACUCAGCCAGAACAAGUCAUCAAGGGAGGUGCCAGUAUUAUACAGUGCCACAUUCUGAAUGACAAGAGACACAUACUCACCAAAGAUACCAACAACAAUGUGGCGUUCUGGGAUGUCCUAAAGGCUUGCAAGGGAGAAGACUUGGGGAAAGUGGAAUUUGAUGAAGAGAUUAAAAAGCGCUUCAAGAUGGUCUAUGUGCCAAAUUGGUUCUCUGUAGAUCUGAAAACUGGGAUGCUCACAAUCACUCUGGAUGAGAGCGACUGCUUCGCUGCCUGGGUCUCUGCAAAGGAUGCAGGGUUUUCAAGUUCUGAUGGAUCUGACCCAAAGUUGAACCUGGGUGGACUGUUGCUCCAGGCUCUGCUGGAGUUUUGGCCCAGAACUCGCAUCAACCCCAUGGAUGAGGAGGAGAACGAGGUGAACCACGUGAACGGAGAGCAGGAGAACAGGGUCCAGAAAGGAAAUGGAUAUUUCCAGGUGCCACCACACACGCCAGUCAUCUUUGGUGAAGCAGGAGGCAGAACUCUUUUUAGGUUGCUAUGUAGAGAUUCAGGUGGAGAGACUGAAUCCAUGCUGCUGAAUGAGACAGUCCCUCAGUGGGUUAUUGAUAUAACUGUAGAUAAAAAUAUGCCCAAGUUCAACAAAAUCCCAUUCUACCUCCAGCCUCAUUCUUCCUCUGGUGCAAAAACUCUAAAAAAGGAUCGUUUGUCUGCCAGCGACAUGCUCCAGGUCAGGAAGGUGAUGGAGCACGUCUACGAGAAGAUCAUCAACCUGGACAACGAGUCGCAGACCACCAGCUCCUCAGCAAACGACAAACCUGGAGAGCAGGAGAAGGAGGAGGACAUGGCUAUGCUGGCUGAAGAGAAGAUUGAGUUAAUGUGUCAAGACCAGGUUCUAGAUCCCAACAUGGACCUGCGAACAGUUAAACAUUUUAUCUGGAAGAGCGGAGGGGACUUGACGCUUCACUAUAGGCAGAAGUCCACGUGAAAGUCCUACUUUUUAAAAACCAGAACUCUUUGUCAUUUGCCAAUCACCACCCACCUCUGACAUGUAGUACCCUAAACCCCAUUGUGUGGUCAAGAGUCGCAGUAUCAAUGCGAACCCAGUAAAAUUUGUGAGGACGUGGCUCAUGGUGUAUCAUAGGGAACUGACCAGAACAGGCCGGCGCAGCCAACAGACCCCUGGGAGAUCAGUGGUCCAUACUGUUUUUUUUUUUUUUUUACAGUUUCAAGAACGGACUUUAAUGUUUUCUCCAGGUCUCAACUUUUUUUUUUUUUUUUUAAAAGGUCUUUGACUGCUCUUUAUAUUUUUUCCCCCAGUCUUGAUUGGCAUUUUAUUUUGAAGCAACUGAAGUUCCAGUACAUGUUUGUGUCUGAGUGAGUGUGUGUGUGUGUAUGCACAUGGAUGUAGUAGACUGUUUGUUCUAGUACAUUCCAGAAACUGUCCUUGCUCUACAAACACUCUGCGCCUGUCUCAGCAGCAUCACCAGUUUAGGAGUACACUUGGUCUCUGGGUAGCGUCACAGCCCCUCAAAGAAAUCCUCAUCUGUUCUGUUGUCCACAUCUUAACUUGAACUUAGACAUCUAAUUAUUGCAGAGCUUGAACCUCAUUGACAGAAGCACUUGUAUUUGUUUUUCAUUUUUAGCUGUGCUGUUCUCAAUGAAAUGAAUGUCCUUUUUCCUUUUUUUUGUAAAUAUAUGUACAACAUUUUUUUGAUUUAAAUGACUUUCUUUUUGGUUUUGCAGCAGUUUUUUUUGUUCCUGUACAGUUUUACUUAAAAAAAACAAGUUAUUUUUCCAAAUCCCUAGAGCACAUUCAUGAUCAUGGAGGUUAUUCGACUUGGAUGUUAAAAUUUUUGCAUUUUGUUGUAUUCACUGCAAACCAGAAAUUGCAGUUUAGUCUGAAAAAUGUUAGUAGUCGUCAAAGUCAUCUUAGCAAUUGGGGAAAUUAUAUAUAAGGUAUAUAUCUUUAACAAUAACUCAUGCUUACAUGCUCUGUGUUUGGCUCAUGAGCAGUGACUUUGAUGACAGUGAGGGCUGCUCCUAAUGUACAUUUCAUUUAGAUUCAAUAGGAGUUCAAUAUAACUUGAAGGGGAGAGAAUAUAGGAACAUACAACCACUGUGGGGAAAUUCACCAAAGUGAAAUAAACGCUAACACCUAUUUCUCUCUUGGUGUGCCACCAAGCAGGAGAACAACACAUCUUUUCAUUGUAAAUUUUCUGGAGUUGAUUUUUUUUUUUUGCCAUGACGAGUGUGUGUGUAGCCAUAGCGGGGAGGGGGAGGUUGGGAUGCACUGAGAGAGCCCUAAUUGGCCAAAAACAGGAUGUGUACCAUAAUCAGGCCAUAACUCUGCAAUAUCCCUUGUUGUAAUAAUUUGUGAAUUAUGUAUAUUUUAGGCAUUAAAAGAAAUAAAUUGGAAUGGUUUAACAAAGACAGAUUUAUGGGGAUUAUAAAUGGAUGUUGUAAUGUGUUCAGCUGAUGAGCACUGUUCCCUCUAAGCUGCGCGCGUGCGCAAUUGUGCACUGCUGACACGGUCUCCGCGCACAGAAAAUCUGCGCUGCGCACAAAAAAAAAUCCAACCUAAAUUGUAAAUAAAAUAAACACGAAACAAUUAAUUCUGUGGUAUUUUUCAAUGUGAGUCAGUGAGUGACCGGUGACUGGCUGCUGCAGCCAAUGAUACGAUUCACAUACGUAUUUACCAUAGACUGUAUAUAAUGGUAUUUACGCAGCUAAUCUAUGUCAGGCGUCCUUAUGUGCAGCCACCAUUGUUCUCAUAGAUAUGAAUGAGUAGAUAGGACACGCCCCUUUGAGCUGCGUGCUACAGCGAGGCUAAGCUAGUGGGGGCAAAGUUUCAGUGCAUUCUGUUGAUGGAGACGGCGUGAAAACGGAAACAACAAGUAUGCCGUCUCACUGUGCUGCAUACAAUUACACACUGCGUCGUACGAUUGAGACAAGGAAACUUGGAAUGACUUUUCAAAGGUUUCCCAGAGACUAUGGGUUGAGGAGGAAUUGGAAGUUUGUCGGCUUAGACCUGGUGUCAUUCCAUCAGUGUUAAACUUCCCGGCUCAUCUUGGAAGAGUACGUGCCAGAAAGACCACGACCAAGCAGCCUUGAGAUCUUAGGCAGCGUCUCCCUCAGGUCCCUCUCUAUCUCCCCACACAUCCACCAACCACUGGAACACAUCUCCAAAGUUCUGCUGGGCCAGCUCAGCUUCCCCUCAGAAGAAGUUCCACCAGAUGAAGGAGCCUUUUGAGAGGCAGCUGGCAUCGUGAUUGGACUGUACUUUGGUCUGUUCCAAUCCAGCUUCAGCUCCAGAGACGGCAGGCGGGACGAGUCAACGGAGGCCGGAUGGACGAAGGCAUGCAGCUGAGUACAAUCCAGAAAACAACAGAGGAGGAGUGCAGGGCCAGAACACAGAGUAGCAUCGUAUGUCUCUUAGAAAACAUCAUAGUAUAGCCUUUGGUAUGAAAAAACGCCAUCAUAUACAUCGUAUAUUGUACAAAUAACAGGUCAAAGGAAAGAGACAUACAUUGUAGAAUUGUAGUAAUUGUGGGCUGACUGAUUUACUGAUUAUCAGUAUUUUAUUUUUUACUGAUUUACGGUAAUAAAUCAAUUUAAAAAUGGUG
Molecule: messenger RNA, 4768 nt
Organism: Amphiprion ocellaris (clown anemonefish)
Lineage: Eukaryota; Metazoa; Chordata; Actinopteri; Pomacentridae
Product: WD repeat-containing protein 48
Exons: 20
Coding region: 97-2130 (677 amino acids)
Biological process (GO): double-strand break repair via homologous recombination; protein deubiquitination
Molecular function (GO): ubiquitin binding
Source: RefSeq, a predicted model, not a curated record